UUGGGUACAGUUGCGUAUUAUUUAAUUUUAUACGCAAUAAAGUAGUUUUCUUACAUGAUAUUUGUAUUUGUUUUAUUAUCAAAUAAUAUACCCUAAUCGAGGGGUGAGUUUUUUUUAUUAGUAAUAUGUGGUAAUACCAGUAUCUUCAAAAUAUGGCUUUAGUACUAAGAUCGUAUACUAGAGCUCACAAAAAUGUACACAAAUCCGUAAUACCGUCGCUCUCCACCGUGAUGCCAAUAUUUCACAAAACAUUCAGUGACGAUAGAGUCUUCGACAAUGUCGAUUUUAGCGAUAGUACCAUUUUAGUGGAAAACGGUUUUAAUGUCCAGGAGCUACCAGUGAUUAUCAGAAAAAUAAAACAUAUAGAAAUAGAAAAAGAGCAUGAAGGCAGCGAUCAAGAAAAGAAGAACACAAGUGAUUCAGUCAGCUAUAAUCUCAUACAAUCGGAGUUUAAACAAUGUGUAGACCUUCGUGAUGUAUUUUCCUUGCUCACGAAAUGCACAAAAAUUACGCCAAAUAUUGCUCUAGGUGCUAUGGAACGUAUUUAUGAUUUAGAAAAGAAUCCAAGUGCCUUGAAUUUAGAUAUUAAAAACGAUCACAUAAAUUUAGCAAAGGGUGCUAUAUUAGAUAAGUUAUUAAAAGUAGUUAUGAAGACUGAAGACACACAAACAAUAUUGAAUGUAUUGCAGUCAGUUUCUUCUUUUAUGGAACCAUAUAAAUAUAAGUUUUGUGAUGAACUUUUAUUCAGAACUGUAGACAAUAAAUUAACAAUAGAGCAACUUUGCACAUUUGCAAUGUUUCUAAUUAAAAAUAAAAAUGACUCCAAAUAUUCUGAAACUAUAGAUAAAUUGUGGGUUGGUUUUGUUCAGAAAGAAGUAGAUAUUAAAGAAACAAACAUUGUAUGCAUAUUUGAGGUAUUGCCAAAUUUAAAAAUAAGCAAAAGAAUAGUGCAAACGUUACUUGAACAAAAAUUGUGUGAUUUGUGGCCUAAAAUUAAUGUAACUACCAUGCAGGACAUUCUCAGUAUCUUUAUUCAAGAAAAAUAUAUGUCUUUACAGUCUUUUGCUGUUGUAGGAAGUUGGUUUAAGAAAAGCAUUAAUAUUUUAAAUGAUGAUGCACUUUUAGAUGUAAUAACAAAAUUGACCAGAUUGAAUUACACAGACAUCCAAAUAGAGUCAUCAGUGGAGAAGUAUAUGAGGUUAAAAGGUACAAAGAUAGAAUCACAUGUUUUGAUUGUGGGUGUUUUAAAUUAUUGUAUGCAGUUUCAAAUACGAAAUAAUCACAUUAUGACAGCUUGUAGUCAAUACUUUUUAAAACGUGGUAGAUCCAUAUCACCUAGUUUCUUGAAAUCUUUAAUUUAUCCAUUUGGAUAUUUAUUAUUUGGUACAAAAGAAUAUGAUGACUUUUGGGUAUUUGUUGAAAGUGUUAUUGAGGAUAAAUUUUAUAAAAUUGACCCAGGACAUUUGAGUUCAAUAUUUCUCUCAUAUAUUUAUGUUAGUAAAUAUCCACUAAAAUUAGUUAAUAGAAUGUUUGGUCAGGAGUAUUUGUCCAAAAUUAAUCCUCAUGUGUUAAGAACACUGAAUAUUAUAGACACAGCUCUGUCUUUAGAAUGCCCUGAAUAUUUAGGUCCUCUUUUGCCUAAGGACCAGUGGUCAAAACCAAUUAUACAAGACAUUAGGAUAAAAAAUAUCAUAGAUAAAAUUAAAGAUACUCUUUUGGCUGUCGCAGGUAGUGAGGAUAAGUUAUCAACAGCUGUAUUAAUUCCUUAUUUGUAUUCUGAUGAAACAUAUUUGAUUGAUGUGAUGUUUCAUCCUGCAGGGCUAGGUAGUAAUAUGUUCAAUUGGAAAUUAAAAGCACCUAGAAAUGAAAAUAUAGCUAUUUUGAUUCAUUUGCCAGAUCAUUACUGUUCUGAUAAUGAACAACUUGUUGGUCCUCAAAUAAUGAGAAAAAGACAUCUGAAAAUUCUUGGCCUGAAAGUUUCUAGUCUAAAGUAUACAUUAUUAAGUCAAUUUUAUACAUCUUACAACAUGAGUGGUUUGAAAGAUUAUCUUAUUGAUAGAAUCAAACAUGCAGAGCCAUGUCUAUGAUAUGUUUGUUGAAUUUAUAUAUUCCAAUGACUAUAUUUAUCAUAAGAUGUGCCUUUAUUAUAUAUCUAACCUUGGGAGUGGAAAAAUUAACUGUUUUCAUUAUAUAUAGUGUGAGUUUAUUUCAUGAAGAUUUAGGUAGAAUUUAUAUUCCUAGUGAUAAAAUUAAUAGGAUUUCCAUUCUGGAUACUCAUUAUGGAAAUAAUUCUGACAGUGCCAAAAAUGAGUACCUUUAUAUUUUGAUCUAACUUAAAAUGAUGCCUUGUCAGGGACUGUGUGUUUAACAUAAUUUUUAAUGUAGAUUAAUGAAAUGUAUUUAGUCUCGAAUAACUGACAAUAUAUUGUUUAUAAAAAUAAUAUAUAUCAGUAUAUUUUUAUACAUUUUGUAUAAAAAACAGUGAUAAUAGUUGUUAAUGCUAAGGAAGAUGUAACUUUAUUGUAAAAAAUACUAAGUCAAAAAACAAUAUAUUACUUUAUAUCAAAGAAGUUGCCAUAUUACAAUACUUGAAUAACUUUUAAUGAAUAUUGCACAAUGAAUUAAGUUAAUGUUUGGUACUAAUUAGGGAAAAGAUUCAGCCAUCAUAUUUUUUUAAUAUAUAUUUAACAGUGAUUAAAUUAAUUCUGCCCAUCUGUUUUAUUAUUAUACAGGUGGGGUCUUUUAUAUCACAUUUGUCACAGUUAAUUUAGAUUAGGAACUACUAAAUAUUAUAUGCAUUUCGUUAUAUUAAAAUUGUAGUUACUAGCCAUUAUUAAAUAAGGCGUGUAUAGAUAUUAUUGAUAUAAUAAUGGUUUGUGAUCAGUGUAAAAUAACAGAUGGUGAUGGAUGAAUGAUGGUAUAUAUUAUAAAUAUACUUAAAUGUAUAAAGUAUUUUUAUUGAAUUUUAUUUAACCAUAAAAUAAUAUAGCUCAACCUUUUGUAUUAAGUUUAUAUAUAGGGUC
Molecule: messenger RNA, 3023 nt
Organism: Achroia grisella
Lineage: Eukaryota; Metazoa; Arthropoda; Insecta; Lepidoptera; Pyralidae
Product: FAST kinase domain-containing protein 3, mitochondrial-like
Exons: 1
Coding region: 153-2087 (644 amino acids)
Source: RefSeq, a predicted model, not a curated record